Phytophthora infestans T30-4 is the source of this 2896-nucleotide messenger RNA. RefSeq lists its product as uncharacterized. NCBI's taxonomy places the organism in Eukaryota, Oomycota, Peronosporomycetes, Peronosporales, Peronosporaceae. Gene Ontology annotation, molecular function: ubiquitin binding; phosphatidylinositol-3-phosphate binding; metal ion binding. Bases 1 to 2427 code for a protein of 808 amino acids. Gene Ontology annotation, cellular component: ESCRT-0 complex. The record is from RefSeq and is a predicted model, not a curated record. The transcript has 2 exons. Gene Ontology annotation, biological process: protein transport to vacuole involved in ubiquitin-dependent protein catabolic process via the multivesicular body sorting pathway; protein targeting to vacuole.
AUGUUGCUGGCCGACAACGCGCGUGUGUCCAACCCGGUCAACGUGUACCGUGUGCUAACUGCGCUCUUCCUACCGUCGCCGUUUCACAAGCGUAGUUUUCCUACGAUAAAAGCCCAUUCCGCCAAAGGUAACGAACCCAUCGAUCCAAAAAUCAAAGAAGAAUUUACAGAAGCCGCGGCGGGACUCGUCGCCCGACGACCAUUGUUCCUUGCGCGUUCUGCCGCUUACCGCACUCUAUUCUGUAUCUCGCGCCGUGCUAUACGAUCAAACGCAAGCAUCAGCGCCCGUGACAACCUCAGUCACACAUUCUCCACGAUGGAUUCAGGCAACUCAGAAGCGAUCCGCUUGGCUCAAGCGUCAGACUGGAAGGGACUUCAGCGACUACUGGAACGGGAUCCGGCCGUAGCCAAACAACGCGGAGACCAUGGCAUGCUGCCAAUCCAUUGGGCUUGCACAGUGAGCCGAGUGCCGCUGUCCCUGAUGGCUAAACUGAUUCAAGCGUAUCCAGACGGCGUCCGAGCUAAGAACGCUGGCGAGUUGCUACCACUACACAUCGCCAUACGAGCAGGUGUACAGGCCUCGUGUCUACGUAAAUUACUACGUGCGUAUCCAGAAGCGGUGAGUGAGCAAACGCCCGAUGGCGUCUCGGCUCUGAAGAUGGCGGAAGAGUUCGAACUCGAUGCAGACAGCUUGAAGCUGCUGCGUCGAGCACACGACCGUAACAGUCUUCAGCAGCAGCAAGAUGAAAGUCCGAGCGAACGCGAGAGUACUGAGAUUGAUUUUAAACAAGCACUCGGUGCUCAGGAAGAAGGAGAAGCUUCUGGACUUGAAAAACCCGAAGAAGAAGAGACUGAGGAAUGGACUGAAGCUGUUGUGCCCGAACCGUACGUGGGCAAUGUAGGCUUCAACGGCUUUCUUCAUGUUGGCGACGAUGGCGAACUGGAAACUACCGAGACGCCUGUCUUGGAGCCGGAAAACAGCUUCAACAUGAUGAGUGAGCAGUCGCUGAGCAUCGACGGCCUCGAUUCCCCCCACGAUCAUCUCGUGUCGCCCUCUUCGGAGAGCUCUUCCAGUCUGGACGAUCCGCCCAGCUCUCGAUCUUCGUUUGGUGCUGCAUUUCGCACCAGCAGUCGUCGCGGUCUUUUAGGUAUUCCGAGUCAGAACCAGACACCUGGUCGUCCACAGACGCGUAUGCACCGCGCGACGUCACUGCUGACCCAGCUACAAACUAACGGCAUUGUCACUGAACGAGAGCUACGUACGAUGGUGUCUGCGAUGAGUGCCAGCGCUGCUGUGGCUAACCCAGAGAAUGAAAUGUCCAGUCGAAGCCACAGUCGCCACUUGUCGCUGCCUUUAAUGCCCAGCAACGAAAACUUUCGACGAAGCCCAAGCUUCCACUUCUACGGUGAAGUGAACGGUGAGAACGAGGAGAAUGAGAUCGAAAUUGCGUCGUCCAGGGACAGUGCCAGCACUGUAGGAGGCGUUCAGUUCAACCCUGGAGGUCGGCUUUUCCAGUCGGUACACGAGCCCAUUCGACGCUCUGUUACUCCUAGUGGGACUCAAAGGAGCUCACCGCCCUUGUUCAGGAGAACGCACCGUCGUGCUUCCCAUAGCUCGCACGGUCGAUCCCACUUUGAUCCCCCGCCAGAGUGGAAACAUGACGGCGAAUGCUCCAUCUGCCGAGCAAGUUUCGGCAUGUUUAAACACCGUCACCACUGUCGUAAUUGCGGCAAGUCGAUCUGCAGUCAACACAGCGCAGACAAGAAAAUCUCCAUGGAGGCGAAAGGGUUUACUACUCCUCAACGCGUGUGUGUCACGUGCUAUGCCAUGAUCACACACAGUCGCGCGCUGAAACACGAUUUAGAGCUCGAAGAAAUGGGUCACGAAGGCCUCGGAAUCUUCCAGCAGCUACCCAAUGCCAGUGCUGGCAGCAACGACCGCCACCACUUUGCUGGUACUGUGUUCUCGUCUUCUGGAGCUCCAGGCUUUAGUCGAGGCGGGUUUGGAAGCUCACGGAGCCCUACAAGUACCGGUGGGAGUCCUACCAACUCACCGACAACAGGACGCAAAGGAAGCUCUCGGAAGUCGACUGUGCUGGCUGCGGGUGAGGCAACUGGAGGCGCUGGAGAGCGUGCCACUACGCCGUCUCCUGUCCACGAGCUGCGGUGUUUGCUGGCUUCACAGCAGAAGCAGAUUGAGCAACUUGCUCAAAGCAAUAUGCAGAUGCAACAGCAAUUACUGGAACAAGAAGAACUCAAGGCCGAAACGAUGCUUCUCAUCACGCAACUGAUGACGCGCGUGUCGGUGCUGGAACUGCAAAAGGAGCGCAGCUUCCACAACAGCAAGCGACGCAGCGCCGAAACGGGCGAAAGUGAGGAAGACGAUGAGGAGUUCCCACAAGAUGACACGCUCCCGUUCGAGCGAUAGGAAUCGAUUAUCCGUUUUUCCAACAUCAGCCAACGAAGGAAGCUGGCUGGUAUCUAUUACUCGACCUGGUUCACAUCUCUUUAUUCGCAAAUUAGUAUCGCGUAGCAACUUAACCAAGCAAUAGCGUUUAUUUAGAUCCCAAGUGUUGAAAGUUGUUCACUGUGUCACUCUCGUCGACUGGUUAUUCGCUGCGUUUGUGAAUCUGCUGAGGCUGCUGGAUUUACUUGAGCGAGGGGCCCUCGCCGACCUCUCCGCGCUCGUACUGAAACUUGCCACGCGGAACGUAGUCCAUCUCUGGGUGUGCGCCGCCCGCGUUGACCUUGGACGAUAAGCGCGAGUUGAUGGUGUCCACUACGAGGUAGACGCCGAAGAUGGCGGAAGCCAGGCCCAGUCCCGUGAAGGGCUUCUUGGCGCAGUUGGAGAUGAACGGGUGGCUUCUCCACGCGUCCUGAUGGGCGAGAACCAUGAC